GACUCGCUCACUCCAUAACAGAAAAGUGUGAGAAACAGAAACGACAGAUAAUUUCAUUUGCAUUUGCAUUUGCAACGCAUCUGAAUUUUGCAGCAUCGACAAUGGAAUGCAUAGCAAAUUUGAUAGACAAGGGGAGCGUUGAGAGCAGCCGGUACUUCCUGAGUCGUGGAACGGUGUUGGAGAUGCUGGCAGACAGAGGCUACGACGUCGUUCAGCACGCCAACCUCGUCUCCUCGCUCAGCGACUUCCGUUCCCGCUUCGGCCAACAACCAAACCACGAAGCCCUCGGUUUCUGCGUUUCGCAUCUCUCCAAUCCUUCCAACACUGUUCAGGUUGCGUUUGCCGGAACCGAUACUAUAAAAAUGACAACCGUCAUGGAAAUAUGCAGCCGGAUUGUCGACGGUGGAAGCUUGAAAUCGCUCAUAAUCAUUCUGCAGAGCAAAAUCACUUCCUACGCACACAAAAAAUUGAUGAACUUGCCCUUCAAAGUUGAGAUUAUCAGGAUUGAAGAUUUGCUGAUUAACAUUACAAAGCAUGUCUUACGACCAAAGUAUGAGAUACUCACUGAUGAGGAGAAGAAAGCACUGCUCACCAAGCAUAGCUUGGAAGAGAAGCAGCUCCCUUGCAUGUUAAGAAGUGAUGUUAUAGCUCGUUAUUAUGGGCUGGAGAAAGGACAAGUUGUCAAAAUCACUCAUAGUGGUCCAAUGGUUGAUUCUCACGCGACUUACCGUUGUGUUGCAUAGUACAUCUGUUGCAUAUGAUGUUUAAGGGUGCCCACUACCCACCUUUAUUCUUUCAGUCUUCCAAGGCGUUAAAGAAACCUUUUGAGAGCGAGGUUCUCUCCAUCUUUUUUCGAAUCAGGGGUAUUCUGCAUAACCUAUCUUGCUGGUCUUAUUCCAUUGUCGUUCACACUUGCGAUCGUUGUGGGAUUCUCCAUCGAUCGUAAAGAGUUUUCAUGCCGGCACUAUCACCAUCCAUCCAUGGGUUACCGAACGCAACGCUAGUCACCAUUGAAAACCCUUGUAGUUGUUGGCUACUCCGUGGUUUUGUAUCUCUACAACUGCAUUUUCGAUUGUGUGUCAUCACAAUUUCACUUGUCAAUUUCUAUCAUGGACAAAUAUGAUGUUUCGAAGCCCAUUACAAACUGUCUUGAAUGGAUCCAACUACAACCUUUGGGUUCAAGAAAUGAAAAGUUUCCUUAUAAGACGCAAACUAUGGCGUAUUAUCACCGAAGAUAUCACUCAACCAAUCACAACUCAAGAUGAAAUUGAAGCCAAAUUUGCAAAUUAUCUUGAGGAUUAGGAUAAUAAAAACAAUCAAAUCAUCACUUGGUUCUGUAAUACUUCUG
Messenger RNA from Vigna unguiculata (cowpea), 1348 nucleotides. RefSeq names its product DNA-directed RNA polymerase V subunit 5C-like. NCBI's taxonomy places the organism in Eukaryota, Viridiplantae, Streptophyta, Magnoliopsida, Fabales, Fabaceae. Gene Ontology annotation, biological process: transcription elongation by RNA polymerase I; transcription by RNA polymerase II; tRNA transcription by RNA polymerase III. The record is from RefSeq and is a predicted model, not a curated record. Gene Ontology annotation, molecular function: DNA binding.